GCCUGACCGGCAGCGGCUGGCGGCCGCGGGAUUUCAGAGUGGAAAGGUGGCCGGCCUCCGGAGGCGGCCGGGAAGGUGGGAGCUCCGGGAGAGGUUCGGGUGAACGCUUUGAAAACAGAUAAGACACUGUGGAAAGCAGAAUGUCAGAAGAUACUGAAGGAAUUGAAAAAGAGAUAGAAAUUGAAUUAGGCAGAAUCAGUCUUACGUCCUUUGAAGUAGAUGAUCCUGACACAGAGGCAUCAGAUGAACCUUUGAGUGACAGUGAGACAAUUUCAGAUGGCUUACCAGAAUCAGUUCUCUCCUAUUUAAACUUUAUGAAGAGCAGCAAUCAAGAUGCUGAAAAGCUUAUACUGCAAGACUUAGAAGAUGAACAAAUUACAAAUGACAUUUAUGGAGUAGUUUCUAGUCAUACCUCUGAAUCAAAUGAAAAUCCAGAACAAUUUCAAGAAAAGAUACUGCUUGAAAUUGAAAAUGAAGUCUUGCAGAUUACUACAACACCUAGUUAUAGUCAAUCCACCAAUGAUGAACUGGUCACUGAUGACCACUUGCUUACAGCUGAUCUUGAAAUGAGCAUAAGCCCUACUCAUCAUGAAGUAGAAGAAAAGUGUAGACAGGAACUUGAGCUUGAAGAUAAGAAGAGGAAAAAGUGGAAGGCUGAGAGAGAAUUACGGGAAAAACAGAAUGAAGAAGAACAUGCAAGAAGGGUGCAGCACCUGGAGCAAUUUGAGGCUGAAAGAGUAAAGUUAGACCUUCUUCAUAAGAAACGCCAAGCUGCAAUAGAAGAUGAGCUACAGAAAGAAAAAAAAGCGUGGAAAGACAAAAUGAUGCAACAUGAGGAAUUGAUCAUGAAGCUACAGAUGCAAAUGAAAGAGGAGAAAAAGGCCUUGGAAGAGCAAAAAGCAAAAGAGAGACAACAACUGGCUGAAAAACAGAAUAUGGCUGCUGUGAAAAUUCAAGCUAGAUUUAGAUCAUUUUUAGUCCAUAAAAAAUAUGCUCCCAUUUUAAAAGAAUGGAAAUAUGAAAUGAGAAAGAAGAAGAAAAUGCUAGAAGAAAUAGAGAGAGAAAGGAAAGAAAGAGAGGAAAAACUGAAGAGGCGAAUGGAGGAAAAUAGGCUUAAGAGAGAAGAGGGAAGAAAGAGACAAGAAGAACUUGAAAGACAAGAAUAUUUGGAACGGGUGAAGAGGCAUGAGGAAUAUGAAAAAAAGAAAGAAAGCCUGAGACUGGAAAGAGAAAAACAACUGCAAGUAAAAAGAGAAGAACAGACAAAACUAGAACAAAAAAAAGUAAAAGCUAUGAUGAGUGAAAGUGGAGAAAAUAACAAAGAAAACAUAAAAAAUGAUAAUCACACAGAAAAUACAAAAGUAAUAAGAGAACAAAAGAAGGAACUAAAUAAACAAGGGGAGGAACAAAAAGAAAAACAUACUGAAAUGAUGGACGGAACAAAUAAUUGGAUGAUGUCAGUAGAAAGAAAUUUGACACCAACAGCAAGUAUACUAGACUCUGAGAAGGAACAUUCUUCUCAAGUAAAUAAUGAGAAUAUAUAUAUGAAUUCAGUAACACAAAUAGAAGAAAAUUGCUCACAAACUAGCUAUCUUAAUGAAGCUCCAAAUACUCAUACUUCAAAGGAGGAGUCUCUUAACUUUGGAGCUAAUGAUGUGGUAGAAAAUAAGGCAAUAUGCAGCAGUCCACCAGAUGUCCAACCAAAUGCUAGUCAUAGAGAAGUUGAAGAUCAAUUUUCUCAGUAUGAAACAACAAAGAAAACUGUGUGUCUAGUGGAAAAUGCUAAUGAGGAAGUCAGAGACACCUGGGACAGAAUUCAAGGUGUAGCAGAGUCUUCCAGUAAACUAAUUUUUCCUGAUGAUAUUGAAAAGAAGAGAAUAAACUGGAUGACCAUAUGUAAAUCUUGGUCUAAAAUAUAUGAAGAAAACCAAAGAAAGCAAGUAACUGUUAAAAAACGACCAAGGAAAAGUUCAGUUAGCAAGAUGCCUCCGUUAAGUGCAGAAAAGAUAAUUCAUAGUGGCCCAUGGAGUACCUUGCAGCAGGUUACAACACUUAUGCUUGAAGAUUUGCCAGCUUGUAGCCUCUCAACGUUAUCUGAGUGUUCAAAUCUUCAAGUUUUGACUCUGAGGCGCUGUGGACUAGUUUCACUGGAAGGACUAAGUAGCUGCAAAGACCUUAAGUAUAUCAAUGUGGAGGAGAACAACAUUCAGAUAAUUGACUGUGAAAAUCUAGAAAAUCUUUGUGUUCUCAUUCUGAGUAAGAACCAUCUUUCAUCAGUUUGUGGCUUAGGUGGCUGCAAAAAUCUCCAAAAUCUGGAACUUUCCUACAAUAGAAUCACCCGAUUUGGUGGUCUGGAGUCACUGAAAAAUCUUCAGCAAUUAACUGUGGACCAUAAUCAGUUAAUCAGCACAAAAGGUCUUUGUGAGAUACCUACUCUCAUUUACCUAGACUGCUCUUUUAAUCAUCUCACACAAGUUGAAGACAUUGAGAAUUGUGGCCUACUUCAAGUUCUGAAGUUGCAAGGCAAUAAUCUCCAGGAGCUUCCAAGACUGGAAAAUCAUGUUCUGCUAAGAGAACUAUAUUUGGAUGACAAUAGCAUUUCUGCUGUGAAAAUGCUUUCUUUUUAUUGGUUGCCUCUAUUGCAGAUUCUUUUUCUGUCUCAAAAUAGAUUAACUGAGCUUGUGCCUUUAAAUACAUUUGUGUCUUUGGAAAAGCUGGAUAUCAAAAAUAAUUGCUUGUCAGAUCUUGAAGAUGUCCUUACAUGGUUAAGUGGCUGUCAUAAACUGAAGGAGUUGUCAUUCAGUGGAAAUCCUUUUCUUCAAGAAAGGAACUGGAGAUCUUUCUUUUUUAAGGUUCUUCCUAGUUUACAGUCCCUUGAUGGUGAAAUCUUGAACUAUCAUACUUUACCAACAACUGAAAGAAUCAAAGAAUCAGAAUUAAGAACUUUUCUGGAACUUUGUCAACUUCAAAUUGAAGAAAAUAUUCAACUGAAAAAAAAGGCUGCUGAAUUGGAAAUUACCUCUUCUAUUGAUUCUGUACAGGGACAAUGCUGGUAUUUUAAUCAGUUGAUGAAAAUUAGUGUUAAACAUCGAUACGCACAUGAGUAUGGUGAACUAUAUGUUACUGACAGAGAUGGACCAGAAGCACUUCAAAAUCAUUUAGAGCAAACAUCCACUGGCUGCCUACAGGAAAAUAACCUCUUUAUCAUGGGUGCGACGGAAAAUAAACAGGUCUUCUUGGAUCCUUCCAAAAGAUGGAUUACUACUGGCGAUACUCAGGCCACAUUCAUUAACUCCUCCAUACCUGUGCACCAAAAGGAAAAUAAAGAAGAUCAGAUAGUGAAGCAGAAGAGUACUGAAUCUUGUAUUAAUUACAGUGGGGAGAGCAAAGGCAACAAUAACAUGUCAGCCCAACGCACAUCACAACAAUCAGUGAUAGGAGCAAGUACUAUGGGAAGAAAUCUUCAGCAUUUUGAGAAUCAUACGGAAAGGAGACUGCAUAUGGCAGCAUCAGUGAUCCAGGCUUUUUGGCGGCAGUACCAUGCUCGAAAUAAAAAUAACUGCAACAAAACAGAGAAUCAGCAGUAUAUAGAAGCAUUGAGACAGAAGCAUGAAGCUGCCACAGUAAUCCAGGCAUUUUGGAAGGGUUUUCUUUUGCGAAAGAAACUGGCCAGUGCUCUUGCAGCUGUUAAAUGUGAUGAAGUGGAGGAUGAAUAUGAAGAAAUAAAUGUGGAUGCCUUCACCUUAUCUGAAGCUGCAUUAGAGAAGGAAUGGCUAACUCUAGAUUCCACCCGUUUCCCUUCAAAAACACUCCUGCUCUCAAACCAGCUGCACUGGCCAAAGAAGUUUUCUAGGCCUUCAGAUUCCAGUGAACAAUCAACUAGUUUGCCACUGUCACCCCAAGAAGUUUGGCAGCGUUCUAACAGACCACAUUCAUACUCUGCAGAAAAUAUCAAUUUUCAUAGCAGGUCAGGGAAGGGAAUAAUGUCACAGCUUUCUGACUGGAAGGACAAAAAGAAAUUUUUAUUUAUGUCUGAAAAAGAAGAGAAAAUUUCAGAAGAAUGGGGUUUCAAAGAUAUUUCUACUGCACAGCUAAUGAUGAAGAGGGCCCAUAAAAUGAAGCCUAAAAAAUAUAGUAAUAAAAGUUUAGACCCAGCUGUGCGCCUGGCGUUGUUCAAAAACAAUGAAAAUAAACAUCUCCAUGUGAAAUCUCCAAAGAAGACACAGCCUAUAAAUGCUGGAUACUUUGAAGGUAAAAAAGAAGAAUGUUCUCAGCUGGAUACUGCUUUAGAUGAGAAAUUACAAAGGAGAAAAGACUUCACAUACCAAUGGCUUCAUGCACAGCUUUUGGAUUAUGAGGCAGUGAGUUCCAGAAAUACAAAGUGCUGUCGUUUUUUGCCUGAGUUAGAUCCUGCGAUAUGUGACAAUAGACGAGUACAGCUUGUGGCAAGCCCUGUAAGCAGAGAAGACAUGGAUUUAGAACUUGUUUCUGUGGCCAGUGGAAGUGCUUUGACUGAGAACAGAAUAAAAAACACGCUGCCACACAGACACUCAACAAGAUCUUCGAAAAAGAAUAUGUCUACUCCAGAAAAAUCAUGUUUGGGUCCAUCUCGUAAAGAACGGAUAUCAUUUCGAGACCAUCCAGUGCAGCUCAGCGGAGGAUGGGGAGCAGGCAAAAAAAGGCAAAAGCUUAAAAAUAUUAGCUGAAUAUUUGAGAUAAUUUAACUAGUUGAUUUAAUCAAAUAUGGAGAGCAUAUGGAGACCUGUUUCUUUUUAAGCCAGUGAAUAUCAAUUGUUGGAUUUUCGUUUAUUACCAAUAAAGCAGUUUCAGUUAACUACAUUUGACUUAUUUUAUUAUACAUGGUUACAGUGGUUUGGGUUUUGUGUUCUUGGUCAAAGUAUUUUAUACCUGUCAGUAAGUUAUCAUAGUUUGUGUUUUCAAUUGCUUAUACGUUCAUGUGGUGUAGAAUGCCGAACUGAUUAACUCUACAAGGUUUGUUGUACAGUGACUAAGUUUAGGCUUGCUUAUAAGAACUGGAUGAGAAGUCCAAAUGUAAUAAGGGUUCAUGUGAUGUAUGUCACAUAUUGAAACACUGAAUUCUCAUUUUCUCACUAAAUAAAAUACAUGCUUGCAAACUGUGUUCUGAGCUAUAACAACCAUCAAUGCUAUUUUUAGAGAAGUCUGUUUAGAAUAUUUUACUGAAGCAGCAAAAAUUCACAGCAACCUAUAAAUGGUGAGAAUGCACUUUUCUUUUUUUAAGAAUAUGAGAAGUCCUUUGGAUUUUUCAUCAUGAAUUAUUGUCGUAAUAUGAUAAAGCAACCUGUUAUAGUUUUAUAUAUACUUUCAAAUACUUCUAACAGUUUCCUAGAGGAUUAAAGAAAAAAUAUAAUUGU
Molecule: messenger RNA, 5393 nt
Organism: Empidonax traillii (willow flycatcher)
Lineage: Eukaryota; Metazoa; Chordata; Aves; Passeriformes; Tyrannidae
Gene: LRRIQ1
Product: leucine rich repeats and IQ motif containing 1
Exons: 27
Coding region: 141-4706 (1521 amino acids)
Molecular function (GO): protein binding
Source: RefSeq, a predicted model, not a curated record